AUGGAACCGGACGAGAUGUUGAAUUCUAAGAGCUGGUGUAAUGCGUGUGCUGUUGAGGAUGUCUUGUACUAUCAUGAUUAUUACACGAAUAAGUUGAGAGCGUAUGAUCCAAAGCAGAGGUGUUGGAGUGUGGUGAGUGGUUUGGAAGAUUUGUUGUCUAAGAUGACCGGUUUAUCCUAUUCCAAGACGGUUAGCUACGGAGGGAAAUUGGCAAUCUUCUUUCAGAAAAAAAAAAGAUAUUUGGUGUGCGGAGAUGGCUUUAGAAAGACGGCAAGAAGGAGAGAUUUGGGGCAAUAUGCGAUGGUGUGA
Molecule: messenger RNA, 309 nt
Organism: Microthlaspi erraticum
Lineage: Eukaryota; Viridiplantae; Streptophyta; Magnoliopsida; Brassicales; Brassicaceae
Source: the annotation of a GenBank genome assembly